This is a messenger RNA of Symbiodinium natans, 1224 nucleotides long. NCBI's taxonomy places the organism in Eukaryota, Dinophyceae, Suessiales, Symbiodiniaceae. The record is from the annotation of a GenBank genome assembly.
AUGCCAGCACUGCCAUUUGCCCUGGACAUAAUUCCGUUGCUCCCUCACCUGACCAGGCCGGAGCUCUCUGCGGAGGAGCGAUCAGAGAGGUCAGAGCCCAGGCCCGCGGAACCUGCAGACGUGGCGCGCGAUAUUCCGCCAGUUCGUUUGCCCGACUCCGAUCGAUGCCAACAGAUGGCCACGCCCAGACAGCCAGACACCCUGACAACAAUGCCUCAGCGUUUGCCUGGGCCUCUCAUGCAGAAGUACAGGCUCAUUGACACCCACAGCUUGGGUUCAGGUGCCGUUGCCCGCGUGUGCCGAAUGCAAGACAUCGGGACGGGCCGCGAACUCGCAAUGAAGGUCGUGGAGAAGCAUCCGCUUCAGAUCCGCAACAUGGUCCCGCAGAUGGAGCGCGAGGUGAAGGUUCAGCGAAGGCUCCUCCAUCCCAACAUCCUUCGCCUGCACGAGACCUUCGAGGACGACACUCACUGGUAUAUGGUCCUGGAGCUUGCGAAUCGCUUGAUGAACCUGCUGAGCAGACACCCUUACAGACGGCUUCGAGAACAUCAAGCUGGUUGGCUGUUCGGCCAGGUCGUCGACGGCGUCGCCUACCUCCACCAGAACGGUUGUGUGCACCGAGAUCUGAAGCCCGACAACAUCUUGAUUGUCGGGCACUGCCCAAAGAUCUGCGACUUCGGGUGGUGUGCAGAGCUGCACGACGGUCCGCGAAGGACCUUCUGCGGUACCUUCGACUACAUGGCUCCCGAGGUCAUCUUUGGCGAAGGGCAUGGCGCUGCAGCGGACGUUUGGAGCCUGGGGAUCACGCUCUACGAGUUCCUUACCGGCGUGACGCCCUUCGUCAGCCAGAGCGGGCGCAACACCACGACCAGCGAGGCAUUCCAGCUCAGGGUCCACAAGGUGGACUACGGAUUUCCGCCGUGGUUUCCCAGCCAGGCGUGCCACCUGGUUCAUGCCAUGCUGCAGCGCUAUCCCGGACAACGGGAUGGCGCGGCUAAGGUGCUGCAGCAUCAUUGGCUGGAAGCCCAUUUCCAGAAGCCGAAGCAGGCGGGCAAACCGCCUUGCCUGGAGCCCCUGCCGGACUUGCCCUCGCCAGUCCCGUCUCAGACAUAUCCGGUCAGGUGUCAGCGGCAGUGGCUCCACAUGCAGGCACCAACCAGUGCUGCAGCUUCUAUGUAUCCUGCCCUGGGCCUCGUGAGCAUCCCGAAGGGCCCUGCGGUUUAG